AUGAGAUUUCUUGUUACAGCAUUGUUCUUAUGUAUAUUUCUUUCAUGUGCAGCUGCCUAUGAUCCUUUGGAUCCCAGUGGGAACAUAACGAUCAAAUGGGAUGUAAUGUCUUGGACACCAGAUGGCUAUGUGGCUGUUGUGACGAUGAACAAUUUUCAAAUGUACCGGCACAUCAUGAGCCCGGGCUGGACCCUGGGAUGGACAUGGGCUAAGAAAGAAGUAAUAUGGUCCAUGGUUGGGGCACAGACCACAGAACAAGGGGACUGUUCCAAGUUCAAAGGUAACAUACCACAUUGCUGCAAAAAGAAUCCAACAGUGGUGGACUUGCUCCCUGGUGUUCCUUACAACCAGCAAUUCAGCAACUGCUGCAAAGGUGGAGUCAUGUCGUCAUGGGGUCAAGAUCCACAGGCUGCCGUCUCUGCCUUCCAAGUUAGCAUUGGCCAAGCCGGCACCUCAAACAAGACUGUAAAGCUUCCUAAGAACUUUACCUUGUUAGGUCCUGGACCAGGCUACACUUGUGGUCCUGCAAAAGUUGUGCCUUCAACCAAUUUCCUCACAACUGAUCGGCGCAGGAAGACUCAGGCCCUGAUGACAUGGAAUGUGACAUGUACCUAUUCACAGUUUCUAGCCCGGAAACACCCCAGCUGUUGUGUCUCAUUUUCGUCGUUCUACAAUGAAACAAUCACUUCUUGUCCUUCUUGUGCUUGUGGCUGCGAAAACAAAAAUAAAUGCAUCAAGAGCGACUCAAAACUUCUUAGUAUGGUUGGGAUUAACACUCCGAGAAAAGAUAACUCGCCCCUUUUACAGUGCACGCACCAUAUGUGCCCAAUCCGGGUUCACUGGCACGUUAAGGUCAAUUACAAGGACUACUGGCGUGUGAAGAUUGCGAUAACUAAUUUUAACUAUAGAAUGAACUACACACAAUGGACUCUUGUUGUACAGCAUCCAAAUCUGAACAAUGUAACUGAAGUUUUCAGCUUCGAUUACAAGCCUCUGGUUCCCUAUGCAUCCAUCAAUGACACUGGAAUGUUUUAUGGCAUGAAAUUCUACAAUGACCUGCUGAUGGAAGCUGGGCCGUCUGGGAAUCUGCAGUCGGAAGUUCUUAUGCAGAAGGACAAGAACACCUUUUCCCUCAAGCAAGGAUGGGCAUUCCCCCGGAAAUAUGUAGCAUUUGUCAAAUUGUUCUUUCUCUACACUAUUGCAAACUACCUACAAUAUGGGACAGUUAACCGUGAGGAGCUUAUUCUUUACGGGAAGCUUAAUCAGACACUUAUCUCAUUAGAGUUCGAGUUCUUUCUUUAG
Molecule: messenger RNA, 1302 nt
Organism: Fraxinus pennsylvanica
Lineage: Eukaryota; Viridiplantae; Streptophyta; Magnoliopsida; Lamiales; Oleaceae
Source: the annotation of a GenBank genome assembly